Molecule: messenger RNA, 279 nt
Organism: Fusarium coffeatum
Lineage: Eukaryota; Fungi; Ascomycota; Sordariomycetes; Hypocreales; Nectriaceae
Exons: 1
Coding region: 1-279 (92 amino acids)
Source: RefSeq, a predicted model, not a curated record
AUGAGAGGCGUCCACUCGGAGGAGCUCAAGAUGCUUGACGAAGACCCGGCAUCUAUCAAGACCUUGGCACAAAUAGCGCAACCUUUUCGUGCUGCCCAGUGGAGUGCCGUCUCUCCUUGGGCAUUUCGCAAGUCGACGGGAGCUCCAUGGUCGAGCAGUGCUGUGAGCACGGAGUGGGAGCAAGACUGUACCGCUCUAUGUGUGAACCGUUUGCUGUCUCCCAAGCUCAACAUCUCGCACACGGCAGACUUGAUAGUUUCUGACGCGAUUGCAGAGUAG